AUGGCAGAUCAAGCGGACAAGCCUGGCACAAAGCAACCUGACCAUCAGCCCGACAACAUUGAAGUUUACAAGUAUGGUGACAAGAAUUUAGACGCCCCUGCCUACGCUAAUGGUCUCAAAGAAGCUAAGGCAAGCAAAGCAGCGCGCGUCGUGGCGGACGUUCGCAGCUUCUACCCCUCUUCUGUUGCCAUCGCCCGGUUCCUCUGGAAUCUUGCUCUUUUUUUCUUUAAGUGCAACAUAGCUUUGCACCUGAUUGAGCACCCGAACCUGGUUGCUGCUUGCGCGGCAAUGGGCGUCCUCCUCCCUGGCCGCAAGAAACUUGCCACCACCAUGCUUGACAACGCCUACAAAGAGCUUGCCUACGACCUCCGUUCGGGCCUGAGGGCCGUUGCGUACCCCUGA
Volvox carteri f. nagariensis is the source of this 402-nucleotide messenger RNA. RefSeq lists its product as uncharacterized. NCBI's taxonomy places the organism in Eukaryota, Viridiplantae, Chlorophyta, Chlorophyceae, Chlamydomonadales, Volvocaceae. The transcript is spliced from 2 exons. The coding region runs from base 1 to 402 and encodes 133 amino acids. The record is from RefSeq and is a predicted model, not a curated record.